Dictyostelium discoideum AX4 is the source of this 861-nucleotide messenger RNA. RefSeq lists its product as hypothetical. The transcript has 2 exons. NCBI's taxonomy places the organism in Eukaryota, Evosea, Eumycetozoa, Dictyosteliales, Dictyosteliaceae. The coding region runs from base 1 to 861 and encodes 286 amino acids. The record is from RefSeq and is a predicted model, not a curated record.
AUGAUAAAAUUAUUUUGUAUAUCAGCAAUAUUGUUUAUAUUCAUUUUUUCACUUGGUGAAAGUACAUUGAUUAGACCAAAUUUUUAUUAUAGAAUUGAUUGGGAAAACAUAAAUUGUAUUAGAGCUCCAUGUCCACAAUAUUCAGCACAAAAAGUCAAUACAAAUGAAAAUUCAACUGCAAUUUUAAGUUUCAUUUACCCAGAUGGCUAUAAUAAAUCAUACCUUUUUUCUGAAGAGGCCAGAUCUCUCAUUAUUUUUGGUUCUAUCCAACCAAACCCAAAUUUCCCAACUGAAGCAAAAGAUUUAAAAGUUGUAAGAGUUUAUAAAUCAUUACCAUUAGGUAACCCAGCAUCAGCAACUGAUAAAUAUUAUAUUUUUGGUGAUAAUGGUGUCAGAUGUGUCACUACCCCAUGUGCAUCAACAGAUGCAGUUUUAUUGAAUAUCCGUACUAAACAAACUGUUAGUGAUAUACUCAUGCCAUAUUCAAAGAACGUUGGUAAAUAUUUUGAUUCUGCAUGGUUAGGAUCUAAAACAGUUAGAUCAGAUGACUAUGGUUUAAUCGGUCAAGGUACAUUCAGUAGUGGAAAAAUUACAAUAUCAAAUGCUUUCAUUCAUUUACCAGAUCCAAUUGGUAAAUGUGAUUCAUUGCCAUUAUUAAAAUGUCCAGGUGGUUCGAUUAUGACAUACUCUCGUAAUGAAAAUCGUUGUUUAGCUUCUCCAACUUGCACUCAAUCUUCAUUCUGUACCUUGGGUAUGCCACUUUGUCCAGCAGGUUAUCGUUUAGAUCAAUUCAGAGCAACUGAAGCAAAUGGAUGUCCAAAAUAUUAUUGUGAUCCAACCUUUGUUUGUAAAACACAUUAA